Messenger RNA from Cylas formicarius (sweet potato weevil), 2239 nucleotides. RefSeq lists its product as uncharacterized. The record is from RefSeq and is a predicted model, not a curated record. Lineage: Eukaryota; Metazoa; Arthropoda; Insecta; Coleoptera; Brentidae. Gene Ontology annotation, molecular function: protein binding. The coding region runs from base 12 to 920 and encodes 302 amino acids. The transcript is spliced from 6 exons.
GGUUACUAAACAUGCAGACUGCAACUCUUUUCCUCGUGAUGCUUUUAUCAAUAAAUUCUAUUUCAAGCGAAAAUAGCUGCGAUAAAAUGGGAACUUUGAUUUACGAGGACAUUGGAUGUACAGCCAUAAAUAUAGAGGGACAAACAUGCCCUGAAAGGUUUCGUUGCGACUUUACGAAGCUAAAUGCGAGCUCCUGCCUUUUUAAGGGAAAGGAAUACUUCGAUGGUGAAGCAAUUGAAGAACAUCUGGCAGAAGCUUCGUGCAAUGUGCGAUGUACUUGUAAAAACGGAACCUUCGGCUGUCAUCCCAGGGGAUUGUGUCGCAAAACAUUUGAGCCGAACGCCAUAUUUUGCUAUAGCAAACGUCAACUGGGCAUGUGUUGUCCCACCGAAGUGGUUUGCCCUCCGUUCGCACACGACGCAUUCCAAUGUCAAGUGGACGGUGAACGCUACAACGUCGGCGAGGAAUUUACUCCAAAGAACACGUGCCUCAUUUGUAUCUGUCGCGAAAACUUUACCGGCGAGUUCGACGAGGUCAGCUGCGCGAGACAAAAUUGCGCGGCUCAACUGCACGAAACCAACGCUAUCGAGCAAGGCUGCGCACCGGCUUAUUUUCAACCUGCUCCUUCUGACCUAUUCUACGUGCCGCCGAAUAAAGUCGGUUAUGUCGCCGUUUACAAGAAGUUUUUAAAUACCGAUACCCUUUGUUGUCCAGACGAUUGGAUCUGUCCGCAACCGUUAGACAACGUUACUGUGAUUGAGAAUGAGAGGGGCAUAUAUUCAGAUCUGGAAUGCAAGUACGGAAAUAAAACGUUUAAAUUCGGAGAAGGCUUUAAGCAGAGAAUCUACCGUUACAGAAAAAGCAGGCACAUGAAAUGUGAGUGCCUUUUGCCACCACUCCUUACUUGCAAAGAACAAUAGUCGAUGUGGUGAUAAGCAAAAUAAAAUGAUAAAUAAACUGACGUUCUGAUACUUUCGGUCACGUUUCCCAUUAAGAAUGAAAACAAUGAUUCGGCGAUUUUCUGGAUAAUUAAUUAACUACUCGAAAAGGGCAUUAUGCCUGGCCUUCCGGGAUCACAAAAAACAGCUUCUAUCCAAUCAAUAUUAGAAAUGGGCAACUUCUACACAGGCGAAUCAGUUUGGUUAUUGUCCGUCGUUUCGGUGCGUUCCAAGCACAAAUUAAACUCAUUAUACAGGGUGUUACGAAAACGAUAUGACAUACUUUCAAAAAUAUAUUCUUUUGGUUUGUUUGCAAAAUUAGCUAAAACAGUCUCUUUUAACUCAACUUCGUCGUUAAACCUCCGUCCACGUAAGUCCUUUUUCAAAUAUCCAAAAAAAUAAUAGUCGCUAGGGGCCAUAUCUGGACUAUAGGACUAUAGGGACACUCUAAAAUGGCAGCUUGUGCAACACCAGCAGUAUGGACAAGUGCAUUAUCAUGCAAAAGACGUACGCCUCUGGUUAGUUUUCCUCGACGUUUUACACGUAUGCAGUCGCGCAAUUUAUGUAAUAAUGUUGCAUAAUAUUUACCAUUGACAGUGAUAUUAGUUUCUUUAAAAUUUAUCAAAAGAAUUACUUCACAAUCCCAAACGAUCGUGCCCAUCACCUUUUUUGUUGACUGGCAGACUCCGAAUUUUCUUGGAAGUGCUUCAUCCUUACGACGCCACUCCAUUGAUUCUUUUUUCGAUAUAGGGUCAUAAUAGAGAACCAUAGUUUUAUCUCCCGGCACAAUAGUUUCUAUCACAGGCUUCGGUUCCGACCCACAGAGUUCCAAAAAAGACCGCGCACACGCGACACGCGUUGUUUUUGAAUAGCCGAAAGGUUUUUAGGAACCCAUCUUGCACUAACCUUAUGUAUACCUAAAUGAUCAUGCAGGAUUCGACGAACACUUGUAUCAGAAAGCUUAGUAAUUUCUGAGGUUUCUUUGACCUUUAAACGUCGAUCACUCAUACCACUUCUUCCACAAUCGCAACAAUAUCUUCCGUUAUGACCUCCACUGGUCGACCAGUUCUUGAAUCAUCUUCAAGGGACUCCUGCCUCAUUCGAAAACGUUUUGCCCAUUCUUUCACUACAGAAUACGAAGGAGAACUUUGACGGUUCACACCAUCCAGCCUUUCUUUAAUAAUUUUAGGUGCUAACCCUUUUUUUGUCAAAAACUUUAUGACUGCUCUAUACUCAAUUUGAGUUAUUUGCGACAUUUUUUCGGACACGUCUUGUUUAAAAUGCUGUCAAUAAAAAACUAU